CCCCCCCCCCCACCACGGCCUCCACCACCUCUCUGACCCAGCCACCACCCAUGGCGCCAGCCAGAGCAACCACCAGCUAUGGUGACGGCGAAGCUAGAGGCUGCCAGAUCCGGGACCAGGGCGGCGCAUAGCCCCUCCUCCCGUGAGAUCCUCUGCAUCGAGCAGCUCCUCUUCCCGCUGCACCGUCUCCCCAUCCGGAUCAAGCAGUUCCUCUUUGCCCGCUCUACCGACCCCCUCCAUCAGCCGUCGCUACGCAGUACACUUCCACCGCUUCUGCCGCCUCCCAAGUCGUCGUCCUCCCGAUCCCCUCCCCUCCCCUUCCUAUGCUCCGGACACCCCAUCUCCGUCGGGCCGGGCGCCCCAUCCACCUCUACGGGCGGCGUUGGCGUAUGAGCAAUGGCGUCGCCCGGGUCGCGGCGGCGGGCGUACGUGCGGAUCAUGGCCGACACGAUCCUCGGCGGCGGCGGCCACGGCUUCUACGUCAUGCACUGCAUCGAGACCUCCUACAAUGCGAGGAUGGAGGAGAGGCUGCGUCGAUGGCAAGCUUGAGUGCCUCUACCAUGGCUGGCAGUUCGACGGCCAGGGCAAGUGCGUCAAGAUCCCACAGGUUAAUGGAGCAAUGAUGUGGUGGUAUAACAUAUCUGCGGCGGUUCUUCAAGCAGCUUUCCAUGUGGAGGAUCGCGUCCAGGGUAGAGGAGUCUCUGAUAUUGUCCACAUUUUGCUGUCUCUAUUCGUCAAGCUUGUGUGCACAUUAUGUCGUCGUCAAGCCCUCGCGCGGCUCAUGGGCAUAGGCUGGUCCAUGCACGCUGGUGAUGGCGGCUCACCAAGGUUGUCGUCGUCGCCUGCACGCACGAGGCACCUGACGACCUCCUCCAUCGCCAGCCACGAGGACCGGGCACGAGCUGCAGUACAGGUCUCGUACACGAGGAGGCCCUUGUGGUCGCCGCUGGAGGGGCUGGAGCUUGGCGGCAGCCUGGCGGAUGACGGGGGCCUGGACGGGGGCUAUUUCUGUAGCAGGAUGAUAGCUUAAAUUUUGUGAUAAUUUUGGAAUAGCUUCAGCACCUACAGUUAACUUUGCACAAAAGCUUGAGUAAUUUUGCACAUGAAGCUUCUGCUACUGUUAUUCUUGUCAUGAAUCUUCCACCAUUUUCAGUAGCUUAAAUUUGACUUGGUGUAGUAAUCUUGGUGCUUAGUGCUGCUUGUAUCUCAUGCUAAUUGUUGCAUGAGUAGUUUCAGUAGUUUUAUAACAGCAGCAGUAGCACAAAUUUAAUUGAAUUCAAUUAAAAUUUCCAGAAUCUCUUCUUGAUCUAUAAUGUUUUAGUGCAAAAAAGUCAUACCGAGUGAGGUCCAUGUGGUGCUCUGAGAUGCUCUUGGUGGUUUGUUGUCAAGACUGAUACCCCCCGUUUGUCACGAUGCUGCUAGCUUGUUUCAGUCCAGUAUCUCUUCUUGAUAGUCUUGAUAACAUAAUUCAGUCCAGUAACUCUAAUUAAUUAACUGAAUUUAUUUGUUUAAUUAAAUUACAUUGAAACCUUUUAAUUAUAAUUAAAGAAGGGUUUCAGUUUAAUUAAAACUAAUUGAAACCUUUUCGGUUAAUCCUGUUGUAUAAUGUAGUAAUAGAGUAAGUAAUUUAGUGUAGAGUAAGUAAUUAAAGAUAGGCUUGCUGUUAGUAGUAGAGUAAGUAAUUAAGUCCUAUUGUUUACUGUAAGACUUGCUGUUUAGCAAGGCUUGAGUAAUUUAGUGUACUGCAUCUUUAGUUUCAACUGAAAUUUUUAUCAUGCUACUGUGACAUCUACUGUAAAUUUCAAACAAAUGAAAGGAGUACUGUAGUUACAAAUGGAGCCUACAAAUUCUAUACAUCUAUUGUACUCAUUUUUCAGUUAUCUGUAGUUACAAAGCAUUAAUUGUAAGACUGUAACUAAACAUAUCUUCUUAUCCUCUGUCAUUUUACUCAUACACAUGCUUAUGAUCCUGUUAACACAUGCUGAUGCUCAUUUUACUCAUGCACAUGCUCAUGAUCUUCUUAGUUAAGACUGUAACUACUCCAUUUGAUUGCAUGAUCUCUAUUUGAAUGCAUGCUCAUAAGAUUGUAACAGGAGUUCAAUAUAAUAGUGAACAUGCUCAUGAUCUCUAUUUGAAUGCAUGUUCUUCGAGUACUCGCAACCUGCAUCUUGAAUGGGAUCUUCUUUCAUGUUGAAAUCACAAUUUCGGUCAUCAUGACUUCCUCCAGGAAUGCAGGAUCAGCUGCUGCUGCUUGCUGCAGGAUCUGGUUAUCAACCUGAGAUGUCACUGCUCAAGUCAUGGCGACGACCGGGGAUGUAGCUGAUCCAACUUGGGAUGAUGUUGAUGAUCUGCUGCUCAACAAGGUCAUGCUGCUUCGUUUAGCCUCUACGAAAAUUUACAAGAGCUCUAGCCUGGAAGUGAAGAAGUCAGGAGUAUAUUUGUAGUAUAUAUGAUAGUAUGUUGGUGAAAUGAACGAUGUAAAGAUUGUGCUAUUACAAGAGCUCUAACCAAGGACAACCUGAAAAGUAUAUUUGUAGUAUUUUGGCUAAUUGGCAUGUGUUUUGAUAA
This is a messenger RNA of Aegilops tauschii subsp. strangulata, 2568 nucleotides long. RefSeq lists its product as uncharacterized. The record is from RefSeq and is a predicted model, not a curated record. Lineage: Eukaryota; Viridiplantae; Streptophyta; Magnoliopsida; Poales; Poaceae. Gene Ontology annotation, molecular function: oxidoreductase activity; 2 iron, 2 sulfur cluster binding. Gene Ontology annotation, cellular component: chloroplast; cytoplasm. Gene Ontology annotation, biological process: protein targeting to chloroplast.